Messenger RNA from Cladocopium goreaui, 2946 nucleotides. The record is from the annotation of a GenBank genome assembly. NCBI's taxonomy places the organism in Eukaryota, Dinophyceae, Suessiales, Symbiodiniaceae.
AUGCCAGCAUGGCGCCAUGUUUUGCCCAAAGUUGGCUUUCUGUGGCUUUUGAUCUGUGCUCAGUCCGGAGAACCUGACAUCAAGAUCUAUUCGGAGAACACUGAUGGCUUUAACACCGGAGUACCUUUCAGCCAGUGGCUACAUCAUAUUGUUAUUCAAAUACCAGAACCAGCUGGAGGGCCGUUCGAAAAUCCCUUGCAGCUCAGUGGAGGGAAUUGCAGCGAGAUACACGUGAAGAGCUUGAAUGCUACAGACCUCACCAGCACUGAGCUCUCCCCGGCCUUCGCCCUGCACCUCCGCGCCUCCUUGCUCUGCACGGUGCUGGUCAGCAACGGCGCGGUGCGAAUCGGCUUCGCCCUGGACAACGUCACGGCGGACCUGGCUUUUGCGGUGCAGCCGGUGCUGGAACCAAGGUCCCAGGUGGUGGUGCCCUUGGGGAAGGUGGAAGUGACCAGGUGUUACAUCUCCUUUGUGAUGAGUAUGUUGCACUUACAUGGCACGGAUUCGGUCUUCAACAGUGCCUUGAGCCAGUUUGAGCCUGCCUUGAAGGAUUUCAUCAACGAGGAAUUGCCAGAGGUUGCUUGCUCCCAACUAGAGCCCUUAAUGGAGAAGCAAGCUUCAGCCGCUUUAUCCUCUGUGUUGGUUCAACUGGCACCCUUCCUGGCGAGCAAUCCUCCUCUGCCCCCGGAACCCGCCGCGCGUCCGGGAGUCACCUUGGUGAAUUGGGGCACCUUCCCUCCAGCGCAGUUGUUAAGAUCAUUGGUGCAACGUCGACCAGAAAGGGUUGCUGGCAUUAUACAGAGGAUUCGUCCUCAGAAGAUUCCUUUGGAUAUGCUGGGCAUCAAUCGCUCCGUGACCAUCGAUUCUGCGGGAACCACGCUGCGAAGCUAUACGGAGGAAUUGACUGUGGAAGGCUUCAACAGCUUUGUUCCGGGGAGUUUGGCCAUCCAAGGUAGUGGUUCUCAUGUUUGGUCCACUGCUUCCUUCAAGGAGUUGAGACUCGGUGCCAAGCUGCAGGCGCAGGUGCGGUCCGUCGACCCCAAGACGCUGACGCAGGAGAGACCUUUGCUGGAAGAAUUUCAAGUGCAACUGCAACUGGGACAUGUGAUGGCACGGGCUGAAACCCUGGCGAUGGUGUCGCAGCAUACUUUAAACACCAUGGAGGUGGAUCAAUUCCAGGACUUCGGCUGUUUGGUGGCCUCCGCCAAUGGCACCUUCGUGGGCCCCGAGGCACCGUUGGCCCUGCGGCAGCUGCAGCUGAACGUCUCGCAGCCCGUGGCGGAAGUUGCGCCGUGCGGAUCACUGGAUCCGUCGCUGGCAGAGGUGGCUACAACAUUGCUGAAGGUGAUUUUGAGUGGCUAUGUCCCUUCUUUCGAGAAGAUCCUCCAGUCCUCCGUCAGCAGGAUGCACCACGCCAUGAACGACGUGGUCACGCAGGUCCUGCAGACGACUCCGCCCUGUGGAAAGACCGAAGUCUAUUUCGGGCCUGAAGGUCGAGUGAACCUUUCACUCUUGCUGUUGUCCUCCUUAUUGGCCCUCUCAGGAUUUUGCGCCUUGUUUUCCCCUCAGAUUUCCCAUGAAGACGGCAGUGAAGACGGCGACUCCUUGGCUUUGGCGGAACUGCCCUUGGCGACACACCCCGCGGUGCCUGUGGGACUGGCCAGAUCGUACCCAUUUUUUGUGGUCGCCACAAUGGUCCUCUUCUUUUUUUCAGACCUGGGCCUGGGAACCGUGGUGAACAUCGUCUUCCGGGCUGGAGAUGAGGUCGUCACCAUUGGUCCAGCUUUUUCCUUUUCAGUGAUGACUCUGUCGAGGGAUAGCAUCAAAGGAGGUGCAUGGCUCAUCGCCGUAUUGGUUAUAGGUCUCAGUGGACUUUGGCCAUUUGUCAAGCUUGGAAUGCUGCUUUAUGUCUGGCUCACGCCUCCUGCAUCGCUGAAGAAGAGCAAAAGAGGCCGAAUCUUGCUGUUUCUGGAUGAGUAUGGGAAGUACAGUUUGGUGGACUCUUGGCUGGCCAUACUGGCGUUGUGUGCCUUCAACCUUAACUGGAGCGACAAUGAGAUUGGAGUGAACGUGGCUCCCGUUCCCAUGCUCCCUUUCUUCACCUUCGUGGUGGCCAGCGUCGUGUCCUUAGUCCUGGGCCACGUGGCCACGGUCUUCCACCGCCGGACGCAGCGCUGCGAGCGCGAAGCCGCGGUGCAGCGAACGGUGAGCCAGGAGAUCAGGGAGGCCAAGGAGAAACCCGGAAGCUUGUUCAACAAGUUGCAGCGCCAGCAAGCCUGGCAGCUUCUGGCCUUCGCCGUGUUCAAUGGAGCAUCCGUGUUGAUCGCCGCGUUCCUCACCUCGAUCCGUUACGAGGUCUCGGGCCUCGUGGCGGAUCUCUUGCUGACGGAGGAAGAAACGCAUCUGGCGUACGGCUUGGUGAGCUUAGGUCUAUUUCUGACGGAAGGUUUUGAGGCUUCUAGCGGCCUCCAUACCGUGCAAGCGAUCUUCUUCGUCUUUACCUUGGCUAUCCCGCUGGCUCUGGUGGUUUGUUUGCUCACCUUGCUCCUGGCUCCACUGAAAAGGCGCGAUCACCUGAGACUGCUUAAGGUGUGCCAUGUCUUGGAUGCUUGGGCUGCGUUUGAUGUCUUCGUUCUGGCCGUGGUGGUGGCGAAUUUUGAGUUUUGGCUGCUGACGCAAUUCUUGAUCUAUCACGACAACGUUGCAAGUGCUUGCAACUGGGUCCAUGAGAACUUGAAUGCUGAGUGCUUGGCGAUGGAAUGUCAUGUUCAAGCUGGCUUUAUUUUAAUGGCCCUGGGAGGAGUGUCAUCAUAUCUCACUCCCAAACUCUAUUUCCGCUACUGUCAGGGAAUCUUGGAGGAAGACUCAAUGACCUCCGAAUCAGAGGAGGAGUUGCUCCGAAAGUGAGCAUCAGCUACAGUACAGGUGAAGUCGCUGGAAAAGGUC